Molecule: messenger RNA, 2383 nt
Organism: Labeo rohita (rohu)
Lineage: Eukaryota; Metazoa; Chordata; Actinopteri; Cypriniformes; Cyprinidae
Product: tetratricopeptide repeat protein 24
Exons: 14
Coding region: 179-1891 (570 amino acids)
Molecular function (GO): protein binding
Source: RefSeq, a predicted model, not a curated record
CCUGUCUGUCUGCUCACCUGUUCAUACAUCGAUCAGUUCAGAAUUUACGACAUGAUUCUGAAGCACGAAUACGUGGGAAUCGACUCUGACGCGCAUCAUCCGGGGAUCACAGUGGAAACUAUGCGUUUGUUCGUGUUGAGCAUCAUGUCUCCUCUCAGCUGUGAUCUACUGUGAGUUCAUGGCCUCUGAUGGGUCUCCAGUCAGAGAUGCUCAAGAAAAGCAGAAGAAGAAGAAAAAGAAGAAAGCGGAUCGGAGCGGGACAGACAGAGCUGAAGUGGAGGAGACAGACGUUCAGCUGGAGAUCGAGAGACUGACUGCAGCUGGACAUGCAGCUCUGCAGAGAGGAGACAAUAACACAGCGCUGCAGAGUUUCAAGAGCGCAUUAAAAUCUGCCACUAAGCUCAGAGAGAAGAGACUGCAGCGAACAUGUGCGUUUAAUCUGGGUGCGGCGUACGUGGAGGCGGGCGAGCCUCAGAAGGGGCUGGACGUCCUGUCGCGCACACAGCCGGGCGAGAGAGGUGAGCGGAUCGCAGACCUGCAAUUUAACCUGGCCACGGCCCAAGAGGCGCUGGGAGACCUAACGCAGGCCGCACAACACUAUCUGCAGGCCGCGCAGCUGUACCGAUCACAGGGAGAUGCUGGAGCUGAGGGAGACACGUGUGUCAGACUCGCACACUGCCACCUGCUGAGAAAGGAGUGGGACGAGGCUGCAGUGAGUUUCCAGCGAGCCGCUGAGAGUUAUAAACUAGCGGGAAACACAUCUGCAGCUGCACUGGCACUGAAGGAUGCUGGAAAACACAUGCUGCAGAGCGGCCGCAGCUCCAGCGAAGACAUCAUCAGCGUGCUGACCGACAGCCUGGAGAUGAGCAGCAGCAUUGGCGAUCAGCAGACGCUGGGGAAGCUGCUGAGUGACGUGGCUCUGAGUUUCUCUCAGAUGAGGCUGUUCUCCGAGGCGUCGCAGUGUUACGAGCAGGCGCUUCCUCUGAUCUCGUCCAAACCACACAGACUGGCUGUGGUUCUGCAGAAUCUAGGCGCCGUCUAUAACAGUUUGAGUCAGUACCAGCAGUCCCUGAGAUUCCACAGAGAGGCAGCGGCACUCCAUGGCCUUCUGGGCAGUCGCAGAGAUCAGGGUCGGUGCUUUAGUAAUCUGGGAUUCGCUCUGGUGGAGUUGGGAGAGCUGGAAGAGGCGUGGGAGAGUUACCUACACGCACAACAGGCCUUCAGAGACACCGAUGACCCAACUGGUCAGUGGCAGGCCUGUGAGGGUCUCGGUGGGAUCAAAUUACAGAUGAGGGACCCAGAAAAAGCCGCCAUGUACUAUAAAGAUGCUCUUCAACUGCUGUGCAAAUGUCGGGACGUGUCUGGUUCAGUGCAGGAGCGUCUGGUCAGUGAACUGAGUGAAGCGUUACAGCAGAAGCUGCUCCUGCAGCAGAGAGGAGCAGCAUCACAACGAACCGCCCAUCAUACCCGACGACAGCCACGGACGAUGGCUGUGAGAUCUGACAUCCAGCAGUGGAGGAGAGAGAUGCAGAACGGAGAGAACGCACACAUAGACGGGAAGCAGCACAGCCAAACCAUCACGUCAUCAGAGACACACCUGCAGCAGGAAGAACAAGCUGAUCAUCACAACACACUUCCAGAGGCCAACAGGAAUCUGAAUAACACGUAUGAUAAAGCAGAGGUGAAUCAGCAGAUCGUUCCAUCAGAGUCCUCAGGAUCAGCAGCACACGGCGAUGUGUCUGCUGAAUCUGUGAAGCCGAGGCCGGUACAGAUGAAUGGCAAACACCCAUUGGUCAGGAGCACAGUGACUCCGCCCCUCACUCCACCUGACAGCCAUGAGGCCACGCCCCUGAUGAGGAGACUGAGGUCCAGAUUCUGCACAGUCAUGUGACACAAAGGAUAAUAUCUCCACUGGAAAGAGCUUUUCUAGUUUUUUAGGAAUUGUGUUUGCCACAGCGAUGCUUCCAGACCACAAACACAAGGAUUCAAGACUCAACAUGAACAAAACUGAAGCAGGAACUAAAAUCUCCAGAGGAGCUGCACCUGCGCUAGUGGACGCGUCUGAUAAAUCACAUGAACAUAUUAAAAUGAGACAUUUUCAAGGGUGGAUGAGAUGCCCUGAACUCUUGUGAUGCCAACUGUGUGAUCAUAAAUCAUGUAUUAUUUCAUGCAGUAUUUCUGUAUUUCAGCAGGGGAAAAUGUCUUCUCAUUAUUGUCUCAUUUCACUCUUAACACUUUCACCAGUUUUAUCAAACAUCCUGAGUGAAUCUCUCUGCCUCAUCCAAGAUUAUGGCACCUACUGCACUGAUAAUAGCAAAAUAAAUUUUAUAUCAAAACUUUUAUCAGUCAGUAAAAUUAUUUUCCACACAAACACUUCUUAUGU